AUGAGCACUCGGAGGCAAGACUUUCUGAGGGAGUCUGAGCUGCAGGAGAGGCAGAAUGAGGCCCACAUUAGACUUCUGAACUACUCCAAGAAGCUUGAGAAGGCCAUUAAGGUUUUGACGGAGGAGUUGCCUGAGGGCUCCAUCUGGAGGGAUGCUCAGGUGGCUCAGUUCCUUUCUUUCUGCCCUCAGUAUCAGAGGCUGAACUCAAUGGCAGACCUCCUCAGAACCGAAGUCAGCCUCAUUCAGCAGAUCCUGAGGCUGAUGGUUCAGCCACCCUCGGAGGACCAGAAGGAAGCCUUGAGGGUGGGCUUGAAACAGAGCGCGGACUUGCAGCUCAGAAUCCACAUGAGCUAUUUUCAGGCCUUUGAGACCCUCGUAGGGGGCCUGAGGCUUCAGAACCGCUUUGAGGCGCCGCGGGAGCUCUCCGCGGAGGUGGAUCGGUCGCCAGACGAAGCUCUACGACGCCAGCUUGCCAGCGCACUUCGAAGCCAUGAGGAGUGCUGCGAGCAGGCGGAGGCUGUGUGGCGGCUCACCGAGGCCGGCUGCGACAUCGGCACUCGGAAGCACGAGCUCGAGCUGGAGCAGGCGGCCUGCAACGUGCAGGAGAAGGACCUCACACAGGCCUGCCGCGACCUGUGCGCUGCGGCCAAGCAGGCGGCCGCCGCCUCUGGGCCAAGCGCUGUGGCUGACGCUGCCAGGAGCUAUGUGGUCCAGUGGCAGGCAGUGGAGGCCGGGUUGCCUCAGCGCUGGCCGCAAGCUGAGUGGCCGGCAGUGCUGCAGGCCGCAGAUGCCCUGGACGCGGAGCGCGCAAGCCAGGACAGCCUGUCCAAGCAGCUCAGCUUGGAGACAAAGCGGGAGGCAUUACUGAGAGCGGAGCUCGACGCGCCUGCCGAGGCCAAGAGGGCGCUGGCCACACUUCGCCUGGACCUCAGCUGCGGCGAGCAGGGGCGGGGGUGUUCCUCUAGACUCUACACCCGCAACCUCUACGCAGGGUUGCUGUGA
Molecule: messenger RNA, 1002 nt
Organism: Symbiodinium natans
Lineage: Eukaryota; Dinophyceae; Suessiales; Symbiodiniaceae
Source: the annotation of a GenBank genome assembly